UCUGCGCAUUUGCAAACUCCAAGAAGAAGAAGACUCAUGGAGGAGUUUCAAAUUCCAGAACCUGGACGUCACAACAACAUGAGCGACAUUCGAUCCCUUGAGCACAAUCAACGCAAAUGGUGGAUCUCUGUUUUCUCCUUCGGCUUCUUGAUCUUAGCCGGAGACUCCCUCGUCAUGCUUCUCUUGAACUUCUACUACGACCAAGACGAGCGUUCACAGAAUGACCAAGACCAACAGUACAGAGGAACAUGGACGCAAGCUCUGCUUCAGAACGCUGCCUUCCCCAUCCUGAUCCCACUCUUCUUCCUCUUCCCUUCACCAAAACCAAACCCGGAUACAGUCUCGGAUCAAACCAACAAUCGUGUUAUCUUGCUAUACGUUUCUCUUGGUGUUAUUGUCUCUGUUUACAGCAAGCUAUACGCGCUGGCCAGAUUAUACGUAGGUUGGGGUAUCUUGGUACCAGCUCAGCUGAUACUAACCUCCCUCUUCUCAGCUUUCAUAAACCGUCUCAAGUUCAACAGAUGGAUCAUCAUAUCGAUACUCUUCACUCUUGCGGCAGACUUCUUUUGCUCCCCUGCGUUUUCCGGAGCUCCUACCGAAGAUGAAUCUUAUACUUACGGCAUCAAGGCUUGGCUGAUACUCAUACUCCCUACUCUCGCCUUCUCCUUGUCUCUCUCCCUAACGCAGCUCGGGUUCGAGAAAGUCUUGGCCAAGACAAAACGGUAUGGUGGUAACAACAAGAAGGUGGUGUUCCGGAUGGUGCUGGAGAUGCAAAUCUGUGUUUCCUUCGUCGCCACGCUCAUUUGUCUAGCGGGUCUGUUUGCUAGCGGUGAGUUCAAGGAGUUAAAAGGAGAUAGCGAGAGGUUUAAGAAAGGGAGAGCUUACUACGUUCUGAGUUUGGUCGGUCUAGCUCUCUCCUGGCAGGUUUGGGCGGUGGGGCUGUUAGGUCUGGUGCUCUUGGUGUCCGGUUUGUUCGCCGAUGUUGUUCAUAUGUGUGCUUCACCGGUUGUGGCUCUGCUCGUUGUGCUGGCUUUUGAUUUCGAGGAUGAUGAGUUUGGUUGGCAGAGAAGAGGUGCUUUGGUAGGAGCAGUCUUGGCUUUAGCUUGUUACUUCUAUUACCUGCACAAAACAAAGAAGAAGGAGAUGGCAGAACUGAACAAAAGAGAGAACGACAACAACAGCGAAGAAGAGGCUUAA
Molecule: messenger RNA, 1197 nt
Organism: Raphanus sativus (radish)
Lineage: Eukaryota; Viridiplantae; Streptophyta; Magnoliopsida; Brassicales; Brassicaceae
Product: probable purine permease 16
Exons: 1
Coding region: 37-1197 (386 amino acids)
Cellular component (GO): membrane
Molecular function (GO): purine nucleoside transmembrane transporter activity
Source: RefSeq, a predicted model, not a curated record